Molecule: messenger RNA, 1029 nt
Organism: Pestalotiopsis fici W106-1
Lineage: Eukaryota; Fungi; Ascomycota; Sordariomycetes; Amphisphaeriales; Sporocadaceae
Product: Cytosolic Fe-S cluster assembly factor NBP35
Exons: 1
Coding region: 1-1029 (342 amino acids)
Biological process (GO): iron-sulfur cluster assembly
Cellular component (GO): cytosol
Molecular function (GO): ATP binding; 4 iron, 4 sulfur cluster binding; ATP-dependent FeS chaperone activity
Source: RefSeq, a predicted model, not a curated record
AUGGCGCCCUCGCUGGAAGAGCCCGAAGCCGUCCAGGACGUCCUAUCGAACCCGUUAAAGUCGAAGCCCCAACUCGUCGCCCCCGAGCCAGAGCACUGCCCCGGUCCCGAGUCGCAAGCCGCCGGCAAGGCCGACUCGUGCGCCGGCUGUCCGAACCAAGCCAUCUGCGCCUCGGCGCCCAAGGGGCCCGACCCCGACAUUCCGCUCAUCUCGGCGCGGCUUUCGGGGAUCAAGCACAAGAUCUUGGUCCUGUCGGGCAAGGGCGGCGUCGGCAAGAGUACCUUUACAAGCCUGCUGGGCCACGCCUUUGCGACGCGCGAGGAGAGCAAUGUCGGCAUCAUGGACACGGACAUUUGCGGCCCUUCGAUACCCAAAAUGAUGGGCGUCGAGUCGGAAACAAUACACGUGUCGGGCACGGGCUGGAGUCCGGUCUGGGUGACGGAUAACUUGGGCGUCAUGAGCAUACAAUUCAUGUUGCCGAACCGAGACGACGCCGUGAUAUGGCGCGGACCGAAAAAGAAUGGACUCAUUAAGCAGUUUCUUAAAGAUGUAGAGUGGGGUGAUUUGGAUUUCCUCUUGGUCGACACACCUCCGGGAACGAGCGACGAACAUUUGAGCGUCAACAGCUUCUUGAAGGAGAGCGGCAUUGAUGGCGCAGUCAUGGUCACGACGCCACAAGAAGUUGCGCUGCUAGACGUGAGGAAAGAAAUCGACUUUUGUAGAAAAGCAGGCAUUCGCGUGCUUGGCCUGGUUGAAAACAUGAGCGGGUUCGUGUGUCCAAAUUGCACGCACGAGAGUCAAAUAUUCAGAGCUACGACUGGUGGAGGCGCGGCAUUGGCAGCAGAAAUGGGCAUCCCUUUCCUGGGAGAGGUACCAUUAGACCCGAGGAUAGGAAGAUCCUGCGACUAUGGAGAGAGUUUCUUUGACGCCUUUCCUGAAAGCCCAGCUUGCAAAGCUCUGAAGAGAGUUGUACGCGGGCUAGGAGAUCAACUGGGAUUAGAUCCGCAGCACGUACUCCCAGACGAGUGA